UUGCUUUACUGCUAAUCAGCUGAUGGCUGGAGACCUAACCGUACUGAUCGUACGUGAAGUCGAAAAAUUCAUAGACUUACUUUCUAUAAGCUUAUAGAAAAAUUAUGCGAAUAUAUCGCACAAAUAACGAAUUCUAGAAUCUCUGAUAUUUUUUAGAAUAAAGAUAGCAUGUCUUGGAUCGUGAAUUCUGUGCGAGCCGCUAUAAACACAUGGACGCCACAAGUGAUCCCGGUGCGAUUUCGUUAUCAUGCGGACAAGAAACCGUUCGUAAGGGGAUACGGAUACGACGAUCCAAUAGAUAUGCAGGGGCUCCUACCGCGUAAGAGCAAUAAGCGAAUAUUGCAAAUGCCGAUCUAUCGGCCAAAAGAUGUCUGGUGCGAGAAGAAGGCCCUGUUCGGUCAGAACGACUACAUCGACAUACUGGGCUCCGAUAAAGUCCAUCCGACGACAGUCCUCUACGACGUGCCCAUAUGGUUGCGCGGUGUGCGAGGCAACGAGUUUCAAGUUCUGCUGAGAAAGCAAAAGAUGUGGCGGAAAGGGAUAUAUCCAAUCGCAAGGCCAACAAAAUGGAAGGAACUGCAGAAGAGAAUACGUUAUUUAUACAAAUUCCUAAAUCGAAAGACGAAACAAUAAUUAGUUGGACCGCGAUACAACCGUGUAAUUAAGUUUCCAUUUGAAAUAUAUAUAGUCGCUGUA
This is a messenger RNA of Camponotus floridanus (Florida carpenter ant), 696 nucleotides long. It is a transcript of the gene mRpL51, whose product is annotated as 39S ribosomal protein L51, mitochondrial. The transcript has 2 exons. The record is from RefSeq and is a predicted model, not a curated record. Lineage: Eukaryota; Metazoa; Arthropoda; Insecta; Hymenoptera; Formicidae. Gene Ontology annotation, molecular function: structural constituent of ribosome. The coding region runs from base 169 to 633 and encodes 154 amino acids. Gene Ontology annotation, cellular component: mitochondrial large ribosomal subunit. Gene Ontology annotation, biological process: translation.